AUGAAGUUAAUCACUUUUUUCGCCUUGUUUUUCUUGCUACAAAGCACUACUAUUUUUUCUUUUGUUGUUGCAGAUUAUUCUAUAGCAACAUCACAAUAUGGUGGUAACACUCCUCCACCUGUUACUAGUCAACCACCACCUUCUCAUGGCUAUCAACCGCCUAGUGCUCCAAGUACACCACCUCCGGGGCAUGCCCACCCACCACAUUCUCAUGGUCAUGUACCACCAUCUGUUGGUAGUCCUCCAAUGAUUUCUUCACCUAAUCCCCCACCAUUGUAUGGUUCUCCCCCACCCUCUCAUGGUGGCGGCCAUCCACCAUCUCAUGGGCACAAACCACCUUCUAAAGAACAUGCGCCACCUGGAGGAUAUCAUCCACCUAGCCAUCAUCAACCUUCACCCCCAAGUCAUCCUCCACCAUCAACACCAACACCAACUUACUCUCCUCCUCCUCAAGUGCAACCUCCACCACCUCCAUAUUCACAACCAUCGCCGUCACAUGGAUAUACUCCACCUCCUGAAAGGCACACACCACCUAGAGGACAUCAUCCACCAAGCCAUCAUCAACCUUCACCCCCAAGUCAUCAUGGACAUUAUCCACCACCAACACCAAUUUACUCCCCUCCUCCUCAAAUGCAACCUCCACCACCUCCUAAAAGGCACACACCACCUGGAAGACAUAAUCCACCAAGCCAUCAUCAACCUUCACCUCCCAGUCAUCAUGGACAUCCUCCCCCUAAACAUUUACAACCCCCACCAACUCCAAUUUACUCGCCUCCUCCUCAAGUGCAACCUUCACCUCCGUCUUAUUCACCUACAUACUCACCGCCAUCACGCUCCCCACCUUCACAUGGACAUGCACCACCUCCUAAAGGGCAUAAGCCACCUGGAGGACAUCAUCCGCCUUCACCUCCGAGCCAUCAUGGACAUCCUCCACCAACGUACUCGCCUCCUCUACCAACAUACUCGCCGCCACCACCUCCGCUAACAUACUCUUCUCCCCCUGCACCAACGUACUCCCCUCCUCCACCUACACAUUCUCCAUCACCACCUCCGCCAACGUACUCUCCUCCUCCACCUGCACAAUCACCACCACCUCCACCAACAUAUUCCCCUCCUCCACCUGUACAAUCACAACCACCUCCACCAUCAUACUCUCCUCCUCCACCUGCACAAUCACCACCACCUCCACCAUCAUACUCCCCUCCUCCACCCGCACAAUCACCACCACCUCCACCCAUAUAUUCCCCUCCUCCACCUUCACAAUCACCACCACCUCCACCAAUAUAUUCCCCUCCUCCACCUGUACAAUCACCACCACCUCCACCAACAUACUCACAACCGCCACCACCAGUUUACUCGCCUCCACCACCAUCAUCCCCUCCUCCAUCUACAUAUUCACCACCACCACUGACUUCUCAUCCUCCACCGCCAACACAUUCGCCUCCUCCCCCUGCUUACUCUCCACCACCACCACCGACUACAUAUUCCCCCCCUUCUCCUCCAUAUGGUCUUUCACUAAGAACUCCAUAGCACUGUUCACCUGACCAGCAAGUCAGCCACUUUUUAUGCACCAUGGCCUAUCGCCACCACGUAUCUCAAAUACACCAUAAGAGUUGCAUUAGGUUACUAGUUGCUUUUUAGAUUAAUAAAAAUGGUAUGCUUUGUUUCUCAUGUUGUCUCACUAAAGCAGUUAUAUAGU
Molecule: messenger RNA, 1699 nt
Organism: Solanum pennellii
Lineage: Eukaryota; Viridiplantae; Streptophyta; Magnoliopsida; Solanales; Solanaceae
Product: extensin-1-like
Exons: 1
Coding region: 1-1530 (509 amino acids)
Source: RefSeq, a predicted model, not a curated record